This is a messenger RNA of Paramecium tetraurelia, 501 nucleotides long. RefSeq lists its product as uncharacterized. The record is from RefSeq and is a predicted model, not a curated record. Lineage: Eukaryota; Ciliophora; Oligohymenophorea; Peniculida; Parameciidae. The transcript has a single exon.
AUGGAUCAUUCGAAUAUCUGUUCAGCUGAUUUGGACUAAUUGCACAUGGUAAUUCAAUAGAAAAUAUUUGGUAAAGAAGAUGCCUUAAAAAGUGUGACUAUGAAAUUCAUUGAAAAAUACAAAAAAACAAAUAUUUUAGAACAAGAUAAAAAGUAAUAUGUCGAUAUAUUUAGACUUUUAGACAGAUUUUCAUCGAGACUCUAAGAAUUGAUGGAGAAAUGCAAAUCUCAAGAUCAAAUAGAGUAAAUAUAGAGCAUUCAAAGGAAAUUAGCAACAAUGAGUUUCAUUCGAUUUCUUGAAGUUCUGCAUUCAACAAUUGAUUAGAAAGCAAAUGAAAUAGUAAAUUAACAAAAUAAAUAAUCCUAAGGAUGGCAAAUCAAUAACAAAUAAAAUAAGAAUCUUUUUUAAUUUUACGAUGAUCAAUUUUGGAAAUUGUACGGUCUUCUUUCAUUGAAUUAGUAUUAAAAUAUUGAUAUCAAAGAGAUCACAUAGACAACAUGA